This is a messenger RNA of Maniola jurtina (meadow brown), 3395 nucleotides long. RefSeq lists its product as uncharacterized. Bases 1 to 3327 code for a protein of 1108 amino acids. Lineage: Eukaryota; Metazoa; Arthropoda; Insecta; Lepidoptera; Nymphalidae. The record is from RefSeq and is a predicted model, not a curated record. The transcript has 5 exons.
AUGCUGUUUAUUGGAGAGCCGAGAGGCGUUCUUGCAUCUACCCACUUCGUCAAAACGGACAUAACCAUCUUCCGAGUUAAAGAGUUACGUCGUUACGUAGUUCAGUACGUUAUGGAUAAACAACUCAAGAUCGAGGCAUGGGUGGUGGUGCUCUUCACACUGCUGCUGGUGGUGAAUGCUGAAGAGAAUCCUCAGAGCAAGGAUGGGGACCAGGACCUGGUCGCUGAAGCCACACAGAACGGGGCACAAACUCAGAAGAGGGAGGCUGGGCUGUCCAACUCUUACGGCGAACCUCUACCAGCGGACGCGUACGGACCACCCUUGAACAUACCUAAUAUUGUUCAAGAGCUGCAGUUUCCAACCCCAGUAUACGGAGUACCAGAGACCACAAUCUUCUUAGAAACACCCCCUGGAGCGUACGGACCUCCUCAACCAGUGGUCUUCCCCAGCCAGAACUACGAGGGACCUCCACCGCCCAUCGGCAAACCAAAACCUUCCUACGGCCCACCAAAAUUCCACCCACCAAAGCAGUCUUACGGCCCUCCAAAACCUAUAUACGGUCCACCAAAGAAGACCUAUGGACCUCCAAAACCAAAUUAUGGUGCACCAUUCAAACCUCCAAAAUUCUCCUUCCCCAAACCCGUAUACGGUCCCCCCAAACCAAUUUACGGACCUCCAAAACCCAUUUAUGGACCCCCUAAAAUAAAUUAUGGACCACCGCUACUAAAUCAAAACAUACCACUAGAUUUCCCACAAAACUUUGGAACGAUUGGAUCAAGUUUCGGACACAUUGGUCCAAUCAGCAGUAUCGGCACAAACUUCGGGAGCUUGGAAACCAGUGUUGGAACCAGUAUUGGGACAAAUAUUGAUUUAGGAGUGAAUUUACCAGCUCCGAUUUACGGAACACCCAUAACUAGUUUACCAGGCAAUUUGAAACCGAAAUUCCCAAUACCAUCAGAUACAUAUGGGCCACCGGGUCAUUCUUUAGGGCCAAUUGGUCCUAACGACCAAGUUGUAGUGCAAGAUUUUGAAAGUGUUGGGCAUUAUGGACCUCCACAGCCAGAUCCUAACCCUAGGCCUCCUCACCCUGGUAUUCCAGCUCCCCCAACACCACCCCAUGUUUUAUAUGAUGGUUGGAAACCAAUUCCAGGAGUCUCUCAAGCAGUUAUUGAAACAGGACACAUAGAAGCCUUAGAUCAGUAUGGUCCACCACCUCCUCCACCACCUAAUGUCCAAGAGGUCACAAUAAACCUUGAUGGACACUCGCUACCUAACUUGGACCACCAUCAAUUCAACUCAGGGGCACAAAUAUCUGAAGGAUACUCAACAGUUCACCAAGAUGCAUUAGCUAAUAUUGACUUAAACGCUAUAGUUGGUGGAGAUUCCAACCAUAUCGAUCAAUCUAAGACCGUAUUCGAAGCUCAUUUCACAGAAAACAAUAAUGGCCACGAUGAUUUAGGAUUUGUACAAAAUUCAAUACCAGAAAAGGUACAAUUUGACACUUACGGACCUCCGCCAAUAGAAUCUUUAUCUAACGGACCAUACCCUCCAUCUCAUAGACAACAAGGUGCUAAAGGUCUGAUCCCACCAUCUGGUGUCUAUGGAGUUCCACCAGGUAGCCAAUACGGGGCACCUCCAAAACCUCUACCAGCUAACCUACCAAUUCCGUACGGAACCUUUUCAGGAGGAGGUCAUUCCAUCCAUACAGGCGGACACCAUCCAAAACAUCCAAUAAAAUUCAGGGACUCUGUCCCAGACGGUUUGAUUCAACAAAUCGGACAUCUAUCUCACCAUAAGGAUACCCACGCUAUCGAUCAUAUAAAAUCUGGUCCAAUAUAUUUACCUCCACCGAUACGAGAUGUGAAAGAGUUGAACCAACAUGGACAUCAUGGAAUUUCAUUAUCUAUAGAACCAUCAAAUUUGUACAGUCUACCUCAUUCAGGUCAAUCGAUAAACUUCCAGCAAAUCCAGCAAGCACAGCCUAGCAACUUAUACGGUUCUCCCAUAGACUCAUACGCAGCACCGCUACUAACUGUAGGUGAUCAUACUGCUUCUGGCUCGACUAGCAAUGCUGUAGCAGCAACUAUAGAUGGCAUGAUACUAGCUAACCUGUCCAAUUUGGAAGCGGCUGCCAUCUUAAAACAUUGUCCAUAUCACGAAGCUAUUUUAAGAGCAGCUCGGAACGGUGAAAAGAUACCUUCAGAUCUAGCAUCGAAAUAUGCAGCAAGCUUAAGUACUUUAGGCUUGACUUUACAUAAAAAUCAGAAUUUCGAAUCAUCUCAAAAUAAUUUGAAUAGUGAUUCAACCAACUAUAAUUCUAAUAAAGAUUUAGCAACCGCAUCUCACACUCAAGUCGAAACUGUAUUAGCGAAUUCAAUAGAAAACGAUAAAACUAUUAAAAAUAGUAUACAAAAAGGAAAAUCGUUGCAAAACUUGAAAGAUAGAUACAAGCAAAACUCGAUAUCGGAUCAAAUAUAUCAAACUUCGGAGAAAAUAAAGAAUUUAAGUGAAGAAGCUAAGCUGUUACAACAAAAGAUUGUAUCUACCAGUCAGAAUUUAAACAAGGUUAAUGGUCAAAUACAAAUUGAUCAAAAUAAUAAUGGCCAGGCAACUUAUUCAGUACAAAUACAAUCUUCUCAGGAUAGCAAAGAUGGCCCAUCAAUACCUCACGAACAAUUGUUAUCAGAAGGUCUAUUACAAAGUAUAUUACAAGCUAUAGAACAACCACAAAACAACCAAGUUAAAAACAACAUAGACCAAAAUCAGAAUACAUACUCAAAAGUGCAACAAAAUAAUCAAAACCAAUACUCAAAUCAACAAAACACUCUUUACCAAUCGAAUGCACAGCAGAGUAAUAAUCAAAUAAAUUACUCAAACUCUCAAUCGAACAGUUUUAACUAUCAAACUUCUGGUUUCGAAAAUUCUCAGGACGGUCUAGUUUUGCCUGCGGGAUACGAACCAGUAGAUCGAACCAAGAAGAAUAAUCAGAAAGACCAAGAAGUACAAAGUUCCAAUGAAGAUGUGAGGACUAACGAGCACAAAGAGGAAUAUUAUCACAGGGGUGAUAUUCCACAUGACUGCGAUUUAAGGGCCGAUAAUUCCGUGACCCAUACAAUAGUAGUUCCUCCCCCAAAUGUCGAAAAUGUCGAACGCGUUCAAGAUGUAGAAGACAACGAUGUAGCGGUAUACUUCGGUGAGAAUGAAAAGAAUUCGGAAAAACAGGAACAAGUUACGGAAAUUUCGGUAGCGACAUCUAUUAGUGAAAGUGAGAACGAUGAGGAAUAUGAUAAAACGCCGGAGUUCGGUGAAAAAAUUAAGAAAUCGUGAGUUUUAGGGUUAAUGUAGUUUCUAGUCUUAUGCUGAGUUUCCACGUAGAUGAUCGACGAUUUUGGAUG